AUGAAUUCACUCGCAUCAAUCCUCUAUUCAUCAUCACCAGCAAAUACAAAGAAGCGAAAGAAUCUAUCUUUCCAACCUCUCCCUACCAAAUCAUCUCGAUGUCAAGUUGGCAUGUUAUUCCGUUCAUCAACACCGAAAGCAUCGUUACAACCACGAAUAACAACGGCAACAGUAGCAGAUCAUCCAACGACACUGUCCAUUUCGUCAUCUGCAGUAUCAUCAGCAAUGUCCUCUCCUCAAAGUCCACGCUGUUCAACACCGGUAUUUGCAAAACAGAGACGCACACGUCCAUUUAUUGCCUGUGAAUUGUGUCGGCAACGUGCAUUUCAAUCCGUAAAUACCGAUAACCAAAAACAGAAGGAAAGUAGCGUGAAAAAGAAAACCUCGAAAGAACCAAGUCCUCAUCGCCAUUAUCACCAUUCAGCUACACUACAAUAUUAUCAAUAUCAAACCAACACGAGUAGCAGUCUUCGACGAAGACGACGACAACGCUCAUCCGUUGACCAACUACUCGUGUGGAUUGUCUAA
Molecule: messenger RNA, 528 nt
Organism: Adineta ricciae
Lineage: Eukaryota; Metazoa; Rotifera; Eurotatoria; Adinetida; Adinetidae
Source: the annotation of a GenBank genome assembly